AUGACGCGCGCUCUUCAGACUCUCUCCGUCCUGCUCCUGGUCUCCUCCUUGUACCUGUCUCUCUUCCUGGGCCUGGUGCCCCUGAACGAGACUGUCCAGACUGAAAUCAUCCCCGUGCUUCCCUUCUACGCCCUGAUUGUCUUUGCCUGCUACCUGCUAGCCCGCCUGGGUGUCGCGAUUCUCACUUUCAACGACGUUCCCGAGGCACACGCCGAACUCCAGAAGGAGAUUGAACAAGCCAAGGUGGAGCUGCGCAAGGGCAAGGUCGAGGUCGACUAA
Molecule: messenger RNA, 279 nt
Organism: Penicillium salamii
Lineage: Eukaryota; Fungi; Ascomycota; Eurotiomycetes; Eurotiales; Aspergillaceae
Source: the annotation of a GenBank genome assembly